Messenger RNA from Scedosporium apiospermum, 1608 nucleotides. RefSeq lists its product as uncharacterized. NCBI's taxonomy places the organism in Eukaryota, Fungi, Ascomycota, Sordariomycetes, Microascales, Microascaceae. The record is from RefSeq and is a predicted model, not a curated record. Bases 1 to 1608 code for a protein of 535 amino acids. The transcript has 3 exons.
AUGUUCAUAUUUAACGUCAUUCUCAUCGUACUGGUGGUUAAGUUCCGAGAGCCCAACCACUUCGUCGAGUCGCUCAGGUCUGAGGCCGCCGUCUAUGUCGACAUCAACGCGACUACGUUCACAACAAUUACGUCAUGGGCGAGUACACUGGCGGCGAUACUCGGUGGAUUUGUUUUAAUGCUAGCUGGCGAUAUUGCUCGAGAUGAGAGCGGGGUCGGUCUGGCGCACCAUUCUGAGACUGUUCACCUACUUCACGGCGUACAGGUCCAAAAGGUCGAAGCUGGCUUCUCCAGUUCAAUUUCUGUCAGGAAUUCUGCUGCUGGUCUCCUCGUCGCCAUUACCGAUACAUGGCUACACCUUUCAACGGAAGCCGUAAACCUCUAUCGCUACUCCCCGAGUCCCGGAACAAAUCUCAGUGUCAACCUUCACGAACGUUGCCUAAUAAACAACAACUCCUACCGAGCACAGUCAAACUGGUACUUUGACAGAGAACCCGGAGCCCCUGUCGAACCCGCCUGCACGUUGAACCCUGCGGCAGCAAAUACUUUCCUCGUUGUGGAGGACGACACGAUUACAGGCAUGUCGGUACUAGGCAAUCGCUCUUCCACCCUCACGGCGAAGUAUCACGCUGAAGGUGGACGCGUUUAUUUCUACCUCGCCCCGGCGCCGACAGAGCAGAAUUUGAUGCAGGAUUAUUCGGCGGAGACGUUCGCAAUGAGUACAACGUGCAUACCCAAGAGUGUCGAGUGUGGCCUCGAAUACGAAAAAUUCAUCGGCGCCGCAACGCCGUUCAACUGCACGAAGAGUGGCUUUUCCGGAGAUAUCCAAAAGAUCGGCGGUAUACGAAUACAGUUUUACGAUGACCCCGAGUUCACGCAGACACUGAGCACCACCGGCGUUGAGGGUAGCACAUAUUCUCUUCUGGUAGCUGCCUUCCUCGAAGUGGUGUGGCCCCAUCCGCAAGACGAUCCCGAGGUCGCUCAUCAGGUGCACGGUGAUCUCGCCAUGAUCCUCGGUUGCACGACAACAGUUUACGAUGUUAGCUAUCAGUAUCAAAAUGGCAGCGUCGUGGAGUGGAACGCCCGCGAGAGCAACUCUUCCGUCACCAACGCCUUGAGCAGCCCCAUCACGCAGGCGCGUGUCGGUGUGACCGAUGCCUACCAAGCCUUCAGUUACACGGGGGACACAGAAACGGCACAGAGGUAUGCUGAUAACUGGGCAGCCGAAUACAGCCGCGUCGCUGUGAGCGUUUCGGUCACCGCCCUACGACCCGUUCCGGCAUUCUCCGCCCAGUACCGCACUCCGGCCAUCGUUUCUCGCAUACCCAUAGCACCGCUCGCGGCCCUUCUACUCUCCAACUUUCUGUACUGCUUGAUCGGCGCGAUUCUCACGAUAUUCGCCAUCUUGGCCGUCCGGGAACCUGAGACCAAAGAGGUCGUGGAACGGACGACGGUUCAAAGCUUGGUGGCGGCCAUGUUUGAGCCUGCGACGGCUACGGCGCCGGUAAAGGAGGUGGACAACAUGUUUUCCGAGCUGGCUGAGGGGAAGAGCCAGCGGGUGGGGAUUGGAAGGUUGCCCAAUGGUGGAUAUUCCUAUUUUCUCUGGUGA